Molecule: messenger RNA, 1788 nt
Organism: Durusdinium trenchii
Lineage: Eukaryota; Dinophyceae; Suessiales; Symbiodiniaceae
Source: the annotation of a GenBank genome assembly
AUGACAUCCACAGCAUAUACUGUGGCCUUUCAGGGCGAAAAUGGUGCAUACAGCGAGCAGGCUACCUAUGCACUCUUGGGCAGAGAAGGCAUUCAAGCCGUCGGUUAUCAGUCAUUUGAUGACGCAUUUGCUGCCAUCAGCGAUGGUAAAGUGCAUUUGUUAUUGGUGCCAAUUGAGAACACCCUUGGUGGCACAAUACACGCCAAUUGUGAUUUGCAGUUGCAGCACAAUCUCUUUAUAAUCGCGGAGCACAACCUGCGAAUCCGGCACUGCCUUAUGGCACUACCUGGGUCCAAAAAGGCAGAUUUGCAGAAAGUAAUUUCCCAUCCACAAGCCCUUGCCCAAUGCAACUCCUAUUUGAAAUCCAACGAGCUGGUGGGUGAAGCUGCGUAUGACACAGCUGGCAGCGCCAAACUGAUUUCUGAAGGCAAGCUGAAAGGAGUUGGUGCUAUUUGCAGUGAACUUGCUGCAGAGCACUUUGGCCUCGAGAUUCUCGAAAAAGGCAUUGAGGAUGACCAGAACAAUUUUACGCGGUUCAUCCUUCUUCGACCGCAUCCGGUUCACAUACCCCCUGGCCUUCCUUGCAAAACGUCCAUUGUGUUCUCCUUGGACAACAUUGCAGGAGCUUUGUUCAAAGCCCUGUCUGUAUUCGCUUUGCGGGACAUUGACCUUUCCAAGAUCGAGAGUCGUCCAUGCAAGACGGACAUCAUGUCCAAGCUGGAACGCCUCUAUUUGAGCAUGGCAGGUGGCGAUGUUACCCGAGCCAAGCGAACAAAGUUGAGUGAUGAAAAUCGCUUCCGCUACUUGUUCUAUGUGGACUUUCUGGCUUCGGUAGAAGAUCUGAAUGUGGCCAAUGCUUUGCGCCACCUGCAAGAGAUGACUACCUUCUUCAGGGUGCUUGGCUCCUUUCCGCGGGCUGGAUCGGUGGUUGGCCUGGAACACCUUGGAAAUCGAAUUGCUCUUCCCUUGAAUCCAUCCAAGCCACCGAAGAAAAGAAUUGGAGUCCUGGGCUUUGGAACAUUUGGACAGUUUAUAGCAAAAAAGCUUGCCUCAGAACACGAUGUAUUCGCCUCCAGCCGGGAAAACUACUCAAGCAUCGCUUCAAACUGUGGUGUGACAUGGUGCAACACACUUGAUGAACUGCUGGCCCAGCAGCUUGAGAUCCUCAUCAUUUCAGUCAGCAUACUGAGCUUUGAUAGCAUAGUGCGACGAAUUUGCAGCAGCAUUGCUGCCAAAGACUCUGGCGAUUCGUCACAUCGAUUGCUGGUGGUUGAUGUGCUCUCCGUAAAGGUGCAUGCCAAGACCACCUUGCUUUCCCUUUUGCCUGAGAGCUGCGAUAUCCUUUGCACACAUCCAAUGUUUGGCCCACAAAGUGGCAAGCAUGGCUGGGCCGGCUUGCCUUUUGUAUUCGAGCGCGUAAGGCUAAACAAUGCAAGGAGAUGUGAAGACUUCCUUAAAUGGUGGGAGCGGCAAGGAUGCCGAAUGGUCGACAUGACAUGCGAAUUGCAUGAUGAAGUGUCAGCUGGCAGCCAGUUUGUUACUCACCUGACUGGGCGAAUCCUAGAACGCUUGUCCUUGCGGACGACGCCUAUCAAUACGAAGGGCUUCGAAUCUCUUCUGCAGCUUGUGGACAACACAUGUGCAGAUAGCUUUGAUCUAUUCUUUGCGCUUUUCAAAUACAAUCCGAACUCUGCCGAGCAGCUAGCUGCAAUAGAGGGCGCUGUCGAGGAUCGGAUCAAGCCUAUACGCAAGGAUGUGUCAUCAAAGCUGCGCGAUAAAUGCAAAUGA